Messenger RNA from Sparassis crispa, 1668 nucleotides. RefSeq names its product Inositol-3-phosphate synthase. Gene Ontology annotation, molecular function: inositol-3-phosphate synthase activity. Gene Ontology annotation, cellular component: cytoplasm. The record is from RefSeq and is a predicted model, not a curated record. The transcript is spliced from 4 exons. Bases 1 to 1668 code for a protein of 555 amino acids. NCBI's taxonomy places the organism in Eukaryota, Fungi, Basidiomycota, Agaricomycetes, Polyporales, Sparassidaceae. Gene Ontology annotation, biological process: phospholipid biosynthetic process; inositol biosynthetic process.
AUGGCACCGUACUCGAACUCGUCUGGACUGAAUACACCCGAGUCCGAAUUGGAGUCCGUGCUCCCUGUUCACCCUACAGCUGCGCGUCGCCCGUAUCCAAUCGUGGUACAGUCCGAGCAGACCUCUUACAGCGAUGACUUCAUCACCGCUAAGUUCACCAACCGCGGUGCUAGCGUCACCGUCACAGACGGUCAGUACCUCAUCACGCCUUCCUUCAAGCAGUACGAGUUCCAGACUGCCAGGAAGGUUUCCAAGACUGGUCUGAUGAUGGUCGGUUGGGGCGGUAACAAUGGCUCCACCUUGUCCGCGACCGUCCUCGCCAACCGUCACAACAUCGUUUGGCAUACCAAGUCGGGUAUCCAGCAGCCCAACUACAUCGGGUCUAUGCUCCGUGCAUCCACUGUUCGCCUCGGUGUCGAUCCGUCUACGGGCAAGGACGUUUUCGUUCCCGUCGCCGACGUGCUCCCGAUGGUGCACCCCAACGAUCUCGUCUUUGGCGGUUGGGAUAUCUCCGGUGCUACCUUGGACCAGGCUAUGAAGCGCGCGGAGGUCCUUGACUGGGACCUUCAGCGCCAGGUCGCGCCCCACAUGGCUGCGCUCGGGAAACCCCUGCCGUCCAUCUACUACCCUGACUUCAUCGCUGCGAACCAGGAGGCGCGCGCUGACAACGUCAUCCCGGGAAAGGACAAGCAGGCGCACCUCGAGCGCAUCCGUGCGGACAUCCGCCGCUUCAAGGCUGAGAACGCGCUUGAUCGCGUCGUUAUCUUCUGGACGGCUAACACGGAGCGCUACAGCGAAAUCAUCCCGGGUGUGAACGACACCGCGGACCACCUCCUCGCCUCGAUCAAGGCAUCCCACUCCGAGGUGUCCCCCUCGACUGUCUUCGCUGUUGCCGCGAUCUUGGAGGGCGAGCCUUUUGUCAACGGUGCCCCCCAGAACACCUUCGUUCCAGGUGUUAUCGAGCUUGCUGAGCGCAAGAAGUCGUUCAUCGGCGGCGACGACCUCAAGUCCGGCCAGACGAAGCUGAAGUCGGUGUUCGCCGAGUUCCUCGUCAAUGCGGGUAUCAAGCCGCUCUCUAUCGCUUCGUACAACCACCUCGGUAACAACGACGGGCACAACCUGUCAGCGGAGCCGCAAUUCAAGAGCAAGGAGAUCAGCAAGAGCAGUGUGGUGGACGAUAUGGUCGGCGCGAACGCGUUGCUGUACAAGCCUCCCCAGGAGGGCCCUGUCAAAGGGACUAAGGCUGCCAAGGGCGAGCAUCCCGAUCACAUCGUUGUGAUCAAGUACGUCCCUGCGGUCGGGGAUUCCAAGCGGGCUAUCGACGAGUACUACUCCGAGAUUUUCUGCGGUGGUCGUUCCACUAUCAACAUCUUCAACGAGUGCGAGGACUCGCUCUUGGCCACGCCCCUCAUUCUCGACCUGACGAUCCUCACGGAGCUCCUCACGCGUGUCAAGUACCGUGACGUCGCCGGCCAGCAGGCUGAGUUCUCGCCGCUGCACCCGAUCCUAUCCCUUCUCUCGUACAUGCUGAAGGCCCCGUUGGUAAAGCCUGGCACCGAUGUCAUCAACAGCCUGAAUAGGCAGCGCAAUGCCCUCGAGGCGUUCCUGAAGGCUUGCAUCGGGCUGGAGGGCAGCAGUGACCUCCUGCUUGAGACUCGCCUGUGGUAA